AUGAUCCCCCGUGCCCAGGCUGUCAUUCGUUUUUCUCUGAAGUGCCUGAAGCCUCCGCGCCGCCAGCAGAUAAUCCACAGCGGCCACUUCAUGGUGUCGUCGCCGCACCGGGAGCACCCGCCCAAGAAGGGCUACGAUUUCGAUACGGUCAACAAGCAGACGUGCCAGACCUACAGCUUCGGCAAGACCAGCUCCUGCCACCUGUCCAUCGACGCCUCGCUCACCAAGCUCUUCGAGUGCAUGACCCUGGCCUACAGUGGGAAGUUGGUGUCUCCAAAGUGGAAGAAUUUCAAGGGUCUGAAGCUUCAAUGGAGAGACAAGAUUCGGCUCAACAACGCCAUCUGGCGGGCGUGGUACAUGCAGUAUCUGGAGAAGCGCAAGAAUCCGGUGUGCCACUUCGUCACCCCGCUAGACAGUUCCGUCGACGUGGACGAGCACCGCCGGCCAGAGGCCAUCACCACCGAGGGCAAGUACUGGAAAAGCCGCAUUGAGAUCGUGAUCUUGGAGUACCACAAGUGGAGAACCUACUUCAAGAAAAGGCUACAGCAGCACAAGGAUGAGGACCUCUCCAGCCUGGCCCAGGAUGACGACGUGCUGUACUGGCACAAACGCGGGGAUGGCUGGAAGACCCCAGUCCCCAUGGAGGAGGAUCCGCUUCUGGACACCGACAUGCUCAUGUCAGAAUUCAGUGACACCCUCUUCUCCACGCUGUCUUCACACCAGCCGGUGGCCUGGCCCAAUCCACGGGAAAUCGCGCAUUUGGGGAAUGCAGACAUGAUCCAGCCGGGACUCAUCCCCCUGCAGCCCAACCUGGACUUCAUGGACACCUUUGAGCCGUUCCAGGACCUCUUCUCUUCUAGCCGCUCCAUUUUUGGCGCCACGUUGCCUGCCCCGCCCUCGACACCUGCACCUGACCCCAACAGCCCACCUGCUCAGGGGAGCAUCCUGUCAGCCACUACUCUGCCCACCGUCAGCCUUCCUGACAGCCUCAUCAGCCCCUCCGCCGCCCCGUCCCUGGACGCCACAGAGGAGCGGGGCUGCGAACCUGCUGCCCAGAACCAGGACCCCUUCAUCCAGUCCACAGACUUUGGGCCUUCCGAGCCGCCGCCACUCAGCGUCCCGCAGCCCUUCCUCCCCGUCUUCACCAUGCCCUUACUGCCCCCCAGCCCGGCCCCUGUGCCCCCCACGCUGCCCCUGGCCCCGCCUCCUGCCGCUACCCUAACCCCCCCGGCCACGCCCGCCUUCCUGCAGCCACAGAAGUUUGUUGGGGUCAGCAGAACCCCGCCUGUCAUCACGUACACAGCCUCUGCCACCCUGACCCACGACGCCUCUGCCACCUCCUUCAGCCAGACCCAGGGCCUCGUGCUCGCUCCCUGCCGCCCGCUCCCCGCGCCCUCUCCCUGCGGCCUGGCACUGUCCCCCGCCUCCCAGCCACCCGCCACCGGGUCCCCUCAACCUCUUUUAACCUUCGUUCAUCCCAAGCCUGUGUCCUUGACUGGAGGGAGGCCUAAGCAGCCCCCUAAAAUAGUGCCUGCUCACAAACCCGAGCCUGUGUCCUUGGUGUUGAAGAACGCUCACCUCACUCCAGCUGCCUUUUCAGGGCAGCCGCAAGCGGUGAUCAUGACAUCAGGCCCUCUGAAGAGGGAGGGGGUGCUGGCCUCCACGGUGUCCCAGUCCAGCGUGGUCAUCGCGCCCGCCACCAUCGCCAGGGCCCCUGGCGUCGCCGACUUCCACAGCAGCAUCCUUGUGACAGACCUCAGCCGCAGCACAAGCAGCCGCCCCGCUCCCAGCUCGCGCCUCUUCUCCUCAGGCACCGCACAGGACUCGGGGGUGAAGGGCGAGCAGGGCCCGCCGCACACGGACAGCCCCCAGGCCCCCGCCGCAGGCCCCAGUCAAGACUGUCCAAACUCAGGGCAGGCCUCUCCGUGUGCUUCAGAACAAAGCCCCAGUCCUCAAUCUCCCCAGAACUGCUCAGGGAAAUCUACUGACCCCAAAAAUAUGGCUGCACUAAAGAUGAAGCACAUCUCCGCCGAACAGAAGAGGCGCUUCAACAUCAAGAUGGGCUUCAACACCCUCAACACUCUGAUCGCCAAUAACUCCAAGCUGACCACCCGCGCCACCAUGCUGCAGAAGACGGUGGAGUACAUCACCAAGCUGCAGCAGGAGCGGAGCCAAAUGCAGGAGGAGGCCCGCCGGCUGCGGGAGGAGAUCGAGGAGCUCAACGCCGCCAUCAUCUCCUGCCAGCAGCUUCUCCCCGCCACGGGAGUCCCAGUGGCCCGGCGCCAGUUUGAUCACAUGAGAGACAUGUUCGAUGAGUAUGUGAAGAGCCGGACCCUGCAGAAUUGGAAGUUCUGGAUUUUCAGCAGCAUCAUCAAGCCGCUGUUUGAGUCCUUUGAGGGCAUGGUGUCCACCAGCAGCCUGGAGGAGCUGCACCAGACGGCGCUGGCCUGGCUGGACCAGCACUGCUCCCUGCCCGUUCUCAGGCCAAUGGUGCUGAGCACCCUCCGGCAGCUGAGCACCACCACCUCCAUCCUCACGGACCCGGCCCAGCUGCCCGGGGAGGCAUCGGGGGCCGUCACCCGCAUCGGCAAGAGAUCGGGCGAGUCCCAGGCUUAGCCACACCACAUGCCUGGAGCCCCCUUCCUACCUCUCCGGACGCAGCCUCGGCCGCCCUCCACCCUGCAGGCUGGCCGGGACGGGGAGGGGCCACGCUCAGGUCUGGAGCGGGCAUGGGGCCUGCCCGCAGCAAUAGCCUCCAUGGGAAGCCCCGCCAGGGCCUCGGCCCAGAUCCCUUUCUGGUCAGUGAGUGGACGGGACGGGGAGACGAAGCCACCUCUGCAGCCGGUGCCAGCCGGGCCUGUGAGACAGAGCAGUCCUCUCCUCCUGCCCACUUGUCCUCCACUGACCCCCGCACACUCCGUCGUGGCCUUCUGCACCCAGCCUUUGCUCGGAGGCGUGUCUUCUGCACAGACACGGGCACCGCGGAGCAGUGGUGUGGCGGCCACGAAGAGACGGAGCGCGGCCGCCGCGGCGCAAAGCCCUUUUUGGUGCCUUAGUUCCACCCGGCACUGACGGCCACGUGCUCUGGGGACACUUCGCCUUCCUUCCAGCAUCCGGAGGGUCACACUGCACCCGGCCUGGCCAUCCGACCUGAGCUUCAGCGGGGACAGUCCUCCGACCAAAGAUGUCACCUGCUCAGUCUGUCCUGGCUAGCGUGUGGAGAAGAGCGGGCGGGCUGGCGCGGGGUGAAGACCCACGCAAGUCUGCUGCGGAGGUGGUGUCCGGAGCGUCAGGCCCCGCAGCACCGCCGUCCACCGCGAAUUGUGUUGGAAAGAACCAGAGGGGCACGGUGUGGCCACUCCAUCCUCGCUCUUUUCUGCUGCCCCUGCGCACCGCAGGACUCUGUCCAGCACUCAGGGAGCCCAGCCAGGGCACCCCCCUCCCGGAAGGAAGUGAUGGUCCUGCUCUCCCAGCCAGCUGCCUUGGCGCUGCCUCCCUGCUGGCCUGCAGCGCCCCCAGGUGGCUGGGGACGAGGAAACAGGGCUGCGCGUGGAUCUGCUUCCUUGGGGUCCUCCACCGGUUCUUGGCGCUUCGGGCCUCCUGCGCGGGCUGGCCAUGCUGCCGUCCCCGCGUGCGCCCCUGACCUGCGCCCGCUCCCUCGCCUGCAUCUCCGCCUCAUCUGGGAGAGCUCGCGGUACCCUCAGCCGCCCCCCAAUGUGUUUACGGGCUGAGGGGUGAGCCCCAGGCGGGCGAGUCCUUGGAUUCAGGGGUGUCAGCUCCCCAGGGCAGAGGGAGGAAAGGAAAAGGAAAACGCUCGCUGCUGUGAGGCCUGGGCCCUGUGCCUGCCCGCCAGCCAGGGCUCCCGGUCAGUCUCCCGGUCAGUCGGUCUGUAGCUUCCUCCCGCCUUGCGGGAGCGUGUUCCACGCCACCGAGGGCGAAAUCGGCCUCUUGCUUCUUGUGGCCUGCCUCUCCCACUUGCUGAAAUUCUCUCCAUUCUGCUCCCUUGGAUAUGUAAGGCGGUUAGCUCGUGUGAGCCUGGAGGAGAGAGUGAGUGUGAGAGAGCAGGAGUGUGUGUGUCCUAGCUGACUUUAUUACACGCAUGUUUGUUUCUGAGAUUAA
This is a messenger RNA of Dipodomys ordii (Ord's kangaroo rat), 4119 nucleotides long. RefSeq names its product MLX interacting protein (gene Mlxip). The record is from RefSeq and is a predicted model, not a curated record. Gene Ontology annotation, cellular component: nucleus. The transcript has 18 exons. The coding region runs from base 1 to 2616 and encodes 871 amino acids. Gene Ontology annotation, molecular function: RNA polymerase II cis-regulatory region sequence-specific DNA binding; DNA-binding transcription factor activity, RNA polymerase II-specific; protein dimerization activity. Gene Ontology annotation, biological process: regulation of transcription by RNA polymerase II. NCBI's taxonomy places the organism in Eukaryota, Metazoa, Chordata, Mammalia, Rodentia, Heteromyidae.